This is a messenger RNA of Phytophthora infestans T30-4, 2130 nucleotides long. Its product is annotated as secreted RxLR effector peptide protein, putative. The record is from RefSeq and is a predicted model, not a curated record. The transcript has a single exon. NCBI's taxonomy places the organism in Eukaryota, Oomycota, Peronosporomycetes, Peronosporales, Peronosporaceae. The coding region runs from base 1 to 2130 and encodes 709 amino acids.
AUGCACGCGUACUCGGCGGCUGUACUGAUGGGUCUCCUAAUGGUUGCCGAGGGUGCCUAUGUAUCUACGACCGCUUGUGCACACUCGGCGCCGAAUCCCACGAUCCAACGCUAUGAGCCUGAAAGCAUCCCAACCAGAUUGGCUCCCAAUAGGCUACUGAGAGAACCUGAGACAACCGAAGCGAGCAACGAGGACCGAGUUGUAAGUAUCCAUGCUGGCAUUGAAAAACUCUCGGACCUGAUAAAGACUGGAGUAUCAAAGGUUCAUGGAUACCUGAACUUGGGACCGUCAGCAACCAGAGACCAACCGGCAGAUGAAAUUCUUCGCAUCUACAAGCUAGAUGAUGGAAUCGAAAAGGCUCUGGUCAGUCCAAACUUGAAGGCUAUGGAAAGCCACGUGAAGGAGUUAAGCACGAAAAACCGAAAGAGCGAAGCGUCGGUGAUUGGAAUUCUCACGAGCCAUUACGGGGACGAUGCAGUGGCGAAAGCCCUUGUGACUGCACAGAAAACUGUUCAAUCGGAUGAUGAUGUGAAAACGAUAUGGCGAUUGCGAAACGCGCAGCUUUCCAGCUGGUUUAGCAGCGAUAAAUCUGUCGAUGAUGUGUUCACUUUGUUGAAGCUUCGACAUGAUGAUUACUUAGCCCUUGCCAGUCCGAAGAUGGAGGUCUUGGAUGAUUAUAUGAAGCUGAUCAACCGCGUGACAUCAGGUCAAGAGACUUUGCUAAACGUGUUAACUAAGGGCUUCGGUGGAGAACAGACCUUGGCAAAACUACUUCUUCGUGGGAAGGAAGAGCCCCAGACCCGCGAGCUGGCGACGGCGUUGCAAAAUGCGCUGCUGAACAAGUGGGUCACUGAUAAAUUUCAACCGGAAAGUGUCUUGAAGAAGCUCAAACUGGACCGGGACCUGAUGAACGUUCUCUCGGAUCCAACCCGACACACUUUGACUAGUUACAUCGCGGUCUUCAACACUAGGAAUCCAGGGAAAAAGGCAUCGUUUAUCGGCACACUUUCUGCUCAUUACGGAGAUGAGAUGGUGGCGAAUGUACUGAUCGCGGCCUCGAGGAACGGCAACACAAGGAGAAUGGCCAAACAACUACGAACCGAUCAGUUGUCAGACUGGUUGAACAACCAAAAGUCUGCUGACGAAGUCUUCAGCCUUCUAAAGUUGCGGGCAGAUCUUCCGAACAUAGAUGGAGCUCUCGCCAGUGGCAAAUUGAAGUUACUGGAAGACUACAUCAAGCUAUUUAACCGUGAGAAGGCUGGAGACGAAACGUUGCUCAAAACGCUAACAACCGGCUUCGAUGGAGAAAGUAACUUGGCAAAAGCGUUGCUGACUGCUGAGAUCAACCCACACUCGAAUAAAAUGGUUGUUAAGUUACAGGGUGAGCUGUUGAACCAAUGGCUCCUGAAGGGAUUGAAGCCGGAAAGUGUCCUCAAGAAUCUUGGACUGGACCGUGGGAUGAAAGAGGUACUAUCAGACCCGAAUCGGCACUUUUUGACCAAGUACAUAUGGGAGUACAACUCAAGAAAUCGAUUCGACAGAACGUCAUUGAUUUUGACUCUUUCUGCGCAUUACGGAGACGACGUGGUAGCGAGAGCUCUUGCUGUUGCGAAGGGCGACUCUGGCCUGGCACGGACGGCUGCAAUUCUGCAGAGGCAACAGCUGGAAGGGUGGCUCAGUAGUGGGAAAUCUGCAGACGAUGUCUUCACGCUACUGAGAAUUGGAGCCGACGAUUUCUUACCCUUGAAUAGCCAGAAUUUGGAGACACUGGAAGAUUUUGUCUGGCUAUUGAACCUCAAAAAUCGCCGCAUCCAGACGAAUGUAUUCACAGUGGUAGAAAACAAAUUCGGUGGAGAUGUUCAGCUGGCGCGAGCGGUCGUUAAAGCCCUGAAUGAAGCAGACGAGAGAGGGCUGCGCGAUUCUGUCGGUAUUGCGUCAAGAUACCGGAGCAAGCUGUUUGGUCGAUGGUUCGACAAAAGUAUCGAGCCAAAAGAUGUUUACGCGAUGAUCCUCAAAGUAAACGGAGCUUCUGCAGAUGCUUUGGAGAAGUCGAUUGUUUCCCGAUACACGGCCUUCUACAAAAAGAGGCUGGCUAAGGCUUUCACCUUCGACAGUCCUAGACGGCUGUAG